This is a messenger RNA of Pyricularia pennisetigena, 2667 nucleotides long. RefSeq lists its product as uncharacterized. The annotation marks the transcript as partial. NCBI's taxonomy places the organism in Eukaryota, Fungi, Ascomycota, Sordariomycetes, Magnaporthales, Pyriculariaceae. Gene Ontology annotation, molecular function: protein binding. The transcript is spliced from 4 exons. The record is from RefSeq and is a predicted model, not a curated record.
AACCCGUCUUGCAACCAACCAUCGUCGGCGGCGCCAAUGAGCAUGGCCGUGACGGAGAGCACCCCCCUAUGUGCGACGGAGACCCUCAUUUCGAAACGAAAGCGACGCCAUUACCGCACUUCAGUCGUCCCGAUACACUGGCAGCUUCGGUCAUUAAUCGGUAGUGGUCGCGAUGGGAUCAUCUAUUUCGCCACUGGUAAUGGCAACCUCCACCUGCAAAGGCUAGACACCAAGUCUCUCGAGACCGAAACCAUACAACUUUUAUCCUUCUCCCCCCGCUGUCUCGUGGCUCAAAAUGGAUGGGUUUGCUGCGGUGGGGAGACGGGUGAGUUCGUUGCCGUACAGGUCGAACAUCAAAAUACUAAUCGCAGAGGCUCCUUGCCUGAUCGAAAUUCUUCCCCUAUACCUUUUGCCACCGGCAGGUCCGAUGCAUCGAUGAUACAAUUCCCACGUUCCCACCUCAUUGCGCCCAUGCCGCGGAAUAAGGUUUACGGCAAGGAGCGCGUCAAUUGUAUAACGCUAUGGUUCCCGCAAGACUACGUACAAUCGCACGAACGUGCUUACAAGUCGCCGGUUGCUGUGCUAGCAAACAACGAUAAGCACGUUACCAUUGUUGAUCUCCAGACCAUGGACAGUAUCGACACUCUACAGUACCCAGACUGUGUGAAUCGAGCACUCAUCUCUCCCGAUGGACAGCUCCUCGUUGCGGUCGGUGACGACCCGUAUCUCUACGUUCAUGAGCGCAUGGAUACGCCCGAAACUAGCCCGGGGGAUGAUGUAUCAAUGGAGCGGUCCAUAUGCUCUUGGAACCUAGUGCAAAAGGUCCAUUUGAAAAGCCAGAAGAAGCAUGACAAAUCAGAUCAUCGCGGUAGUUUUGCCGCUUGCUUCUCUAACACAGGCUCAUAUCUCGCAGUAGGGACACAGUAUGGCAUGAUCUCUAUAUUUGAAACAUCUGCCCUAUUAGAACAUGGGGAGGACGCGCUUCGCGCCUACUUCCCCUCUUCAAGGCCAGCAGCCGAGAAUGCCUCUCCUCAUGACCCUCUUUCGGCCCUGGGUGCAGUGCGGGAGAUGGCAUUUUCCCCCGGCCCACAUGACAUUCUGGCGUGGUCGGAAGACCGUGGCCGAGCGGGGGUUGCGGACUUGCGCUCCGGAUUCGCCACACGUCAAAUACUCUAUCUCGAUGGACAAGACAAGGCCAUGGAGCAUUUGGAUAUAGCUGACAAGAGCGUUAUUGACCCAAGAAGAUUGGACCCACAUACGUCCCGAUCUGGCACAGUGGCUGGGGAUCUACUAAGAACGCCGGAUACUUCGGAUUCUGGAGGCCAGCGUACUCGUCAAGAGGACAGUUACCAAAGCCCGCUGACCGGAGAAGAAACCCAGGUUCUGGAGGCGCUGCAGGAGCAUAGGAGACGGCGAGAACAGCGAGCGGCGGCGGCUCGAGAAUUGAUGAGACACCGAUACAGUUCGACAACUACAACCCCAUAUUUAGCGAGGGUUGGCGCAACGGCUGGGGCGGAGUCGAGGUCGGCAGUACCACCGCCGCCUGCCCAGUUGACCGACAGCGAGAGAGAACGGGAAGCGGAACGUCGCAUGACCAGGGCGCGAACAGCGCGUGGGAUAGAGCCGAGGCCAGCACUACCUCCGGCGCCUGCUCAGUUGACCGACAGUGAGAGAGCACGCUGGGAAUCGGAACGUCGCGAUGCGUUGGCCGACUUUUUAAUCAGUGAGGCGACUAAUCGUACCGAGGAACCAUCACGCCUUGGUGGGCAAAUAUUGAACCCCGUCACUAGAGUAUAUCUGCAGCAAGUACAGCAGAGGAAUGCACGCGAGGAGCGCCUUUCGCGACAACGGAGAGGACCGGAAAGGCGGCCGGCACGCAGCGAGGAGGAAGCCUCGCAAGGGCAGGAACAAGAGGCGAGAGGGAAUGAUGACUUUGCAGGCCAAAGGCGAGAGCAGAACGUUGACGCACACAGGGAGCUUGUCCAGCGGUUUCUCCGUGACAGUGAGGAGGAAACGCCAUCAUCAAGCACCACUACGGAGCGCUAUUGGACGGAGCGGUAUCGAGCCAGUGUUGGGAUGGCUCCAGACUCGAACGCAGCCUCUAGAGUAGACCCCGGGACGGUGCAAAGCAGGGGUUCGACCACACAAUCCGAUUCGGCGCGAGAUCCCGACUGGAUGGCGGGACUCCCGAUAACCAUUCAGCUUCCAGGGCGCCGAUCAAACAAUGCUGCGCGUACGACUACGGGUACAACGGGUACUGACAACGCGGCUGGCAACACGCGAAUAAGCAGCUGGGGUGAAUUGGGAGCUCUUUACGGGGCAAUGUCCAACAUUGCCGUUUCCAAUCACCAACUCGGUGGAAGCGAACUUCCCAUUUACAUGAACGAAACGACCGCCGAGCCUCGGCAGGCUUCGAGCAAUGCGGCGACCAUUGCAUCGCUGAGGGAUCACGCGCUGAGAGAUCACGAGACGGCUUGGUUUUCAUUAUUGAGGCAGGUUGGGAUGCACACGAACAGAACCACAACCAGGACGGCGGGCGAUGAAACUGCCGGAUUGACCUGGAGUAACGACGGAUCAACUUUGUACGUCGGUGCCGUGGACGGCAUAUAUGAGUUCCACGUAGACAUACAGUCGCGCAAGUUUAAUCCAAGCAUUCAACUGCGCUGA